UACAAAAAAGAUGCUAUAGUGAAUCCAAAAAAAGUGAUUCCAUAUAUUUUUGUUCCAACCUAUUUUCCAUAUACAUUAGAUAUCAAAGCAGGCAUAAUAGCGUAAAUUCCUCCAUAGAAGAAAUAACCUAAACAUACAUAAAUUAAAAAAAAACCUAAAUAUGACCACUAUAUCGAAAACUAAAACUUACCAAAGCCUGUAAAAUUAAAUUAAUUGAAAUUAGUUUUUUAAAGCUUAUUUUCUAAAAUAUGUAUCCCCAGAAAAUCCUUGAAAAUCCAUUACAAAAACUACCUGAUAUACCCACUGUAGUCAAAAAUUUGUCUGAAUAUUAUAGUUAUUCGCCAUAAGAUUUGAAAUUCAUCACUAUCAUAGCCCCAUAUGAGGCGUAUAGGCAUACUAAUAGACAAGAUAUGUAUAUAAAUCUUGUUUUUAAGCCAUCUUUUACGUAUAAACAUUCAUUUAUUUCUUUAUCUUUGUCUAACAAUGUUUCGUUGUGGUCAUAUAGAGCAUCUUCCCUUUCCUAUUUUGUCGGGCUUUCGAGGAGUAGAGAACCGAGAAGGGUUCCUGUAAAAUAUAUGAUGCCUAAAAUGCGAAAAGUUUUAGGUAAAUUAUCACAAACUUCCUAUGGAUAGUAACUUUCAGAACCAUUCGGAUCUUUCUAAGCUUAUAUAUUGUCUGGGUUUACUAAAAAAUAUACAAGUUAUAUAAAAAUCAUAGAACCGAAGCCAAAACCAGCAGAAAUUAUACCACUUAUUAUUCCUUUUUUAUUAACAAAAUAAACAUAACAGACAUUAAAAGGCAACAUAUACAAUAAACCAGUAGAAAUUCCAAAAAAAAAACCAUAAAAAAGUAUAAAAAGAAUAAAAUUAGAUAAAAAAUAAGAACUUAAAAAUACUGAAAGUCCCAAAAUAAAGCCAAAAAAGAUACUAAAUAGCCUAAAACCUAUUUAUUAGGCAAAUUUUAAACCAAAUAAAGAUCCUAUAUUGAUAAAUAAAAUCAUAAAUGGAAAAACUUAAUUAACAGUGUUUUUGGAAUAUAAAUGACCAUUUAAUCUUAAAUAUGAUGUCACGUAAGAAUUCAUUUCACUCCAUAAAUAAAA
Messenger RNA from Ichthyophthirius multifiliis, 1099 nucleotides. RefSeq lists its product as hypothetical. The transcript has a single exon. The record is from RefSeq and is a predicted model, not a curated record. NCBI's taxonomy places the organism in Eukaryota, Ciliophora, Oligohymenophorea, Hymenostomatida.